AUUACUAUUUAAUCCUGGACAUGUCAUUGUAGCUCAAAACAACCGUAGCAAGGAAGGCUGCUUCAUUAAGUAGGGAACCAUCAGCCAUUUGUGCACUAAUUAACCUCACCGGUUAUAACUUCACUGUUAACCUGCAUGUAGCAAACAUACCUGCAGUGUAUUAGUGGUUUUAUGAUUACCAGUUAUUCUUACAUAAAAAAAUAAAUCGGAACGAGCACAACAUUGAACUUUCCAUACCAUACAAAUAAUUAAUUAACUAAUAACUUAGCUAAUUAACAAACUAUAUGAGUUGUCAUCUUACUCCUUGACUCAUUUGUUGUGAUUAUUAACUGACAUUUAGUAUAAAAUAACAUCAUAUGUGAUUGCUCGCAGGUACAACAACACGGACAUGGCGUACGAUACAAAAACUAAAUAGAUAAUCAAACAUUAACUAUGCAAAGCUAAUAUACCAAUAAUAUUUCUCGUUUAUUAAUCUUAUAAUUUUAUGGCCUUAUUUCUUUAUUAUCAUCAUUAUAACCACCAAUACAAGAACAAGGCCUCAGCGUACGAUACCACCGCCUCCCCAGCCGGCACGUGGGCCUCGGUCUGGGCAGAUGUAAACAGACCAGUCGUUGCGUAAAAAGGAAAGAAAAAUCGUGGAGGAAAUGCUGAGUAUCUCCACUUGAAGCUUGAGAAGGACGUGCAGGAGGAGGACACAUCAAGCCGCAGCCAUGACGGAGCUCCAGCCAGUGCAGCAGAUGGUGUCCUCGUGUUCUGGGGCGAUAAUAACGUCAAUAUUCAUGACUCCCUUUGACGUGGUGAAGGUUCGCUUACAAGCCCAGCAGAGAGCUGAGCUGGCCCAGAAGUGUUUCCUGUACUGCAAUGGCCUCAUGGACCACAUCUGCAAGUGUGCCGAGACCUUCUGCACCCACACACAUUCAGCGUCGUGGUACAAUCGCCCUGUGCCGGUGCAACUCAACGGAACACUGGAUGCAUUUGUGAAGAUUUCUCGGCAAGAAGGUGUGCAAUCCCUGUGGUCGGGCCUCUCCCCUACACUGGUGGUGGCUGUACCCAACACUGUCAUCUACUUCACCACCUAUGAACAAUUGCGCUCCCUCUUUCACCAUGUCCUGCUGCCUGAGCAGUCUGAGCCGUCCUCCCUCAUUGGUGGCAUGGCGGGUGGCCUGGCCAGGGUGUGGUCGGUGACGGUGGUGUCUCCUUUUGAACUGGUGCGGACUAAGAUGCAGGCGGCUCAGAUGACGUACAGAGAGUUGGCAGUAGUGUUAAGGAACCAGGUGAGCAGCUCAGGUGUGCGCAGUCUUUGGCGUGGUUGGGUGCCCACUGUCCUCAGAGAUGUCCCCUUUUCAGUAUUGUACUGGCUGAGUUAUGAGAAGCAGAAGAUCAUCAUGAACCAGCAGUGCCCGUCCUUCCAGUUCACCCUUGUUGCUGGUGCUGUGUCUGGCGGGAUUGCUGGCACCCUCACUCUCCCUCUUGACGUGAUCAAGACACACAGACAGAUUGAAAUUGGUGAGGAGAUGUUUUCAGAAGUAGAACGUGCCAGGAGCUCCAGGUCAACAUGGGGGAUGCUGGAGUACAUCUACCAGCAACAGGGAGUGCGUGGCCUGUUCUCUGGCCUGGUUCCCCGCCUGGCCAAGGUCAUGCCUGCAUGUGCCAUCAUGAUCUCCACGUAUGAGUACACCAAGAAGUUCUUCCGCAGCAGGAGGCAGCUCAUGGCAGAGAAGGGCGCCUCUGCCUCUUAGGGGGAGCAGCGCAAGCCUGAGAUGUGUCUUACUGCCGAAGGGGAAUGUUGGCAUUGAAUUUUGUACGUUGGGGAACUUGUGGUGCUGUGGUUAGUAAAAUAAAGACAAUUAUAUGUAAAUAAGUGCAAGAUUUAUCAUAGUUUUAUAUGAUAAUGUUAAUAUGAUCAACUCGGAUAUUCCAUAUUAUAUUACAUUUCAUCUAGUCCAUCUGCUUUAGUGGAGUUGAUGCCACAACUCUGCUUGCACUGGCAGUGUUUGGGAGAGUUGUGCUGGAGUCACUGUGGUGACAGCAAGACCAGUGAAUGAUCCCCAGAAUGCUUCAGAACCAUUAUCAUAGACAUUUUUUCGUGUUGUGACUGCUGCCUUGCUAGCUAAGCUUUGUGCAUUCAUUAAUCAGUCACAAGUUUUCUACUUAUUUAUUUUUUCAAGUGUUUGGUGUUGAGAACAUUAACACUUGUAUUUCUUGUUAAGUUGUCUUUAUAAGUGAUGUGGCCUUCAGUGUUGGCCAAAUGUGGCAAUACUGUACCUCAUUGUACUUGGAAAACUCUUACAAAUGUUGCUCAUAUUCAGAAAUGAAAAAAAAAAAAAAAAAAAAAAUUUACGAGGAAUUCUG
This is a messenger RNA of Portunus trituberculatus (swimming crab), 2352 nucleotides long. RefSeq names its product solute carrier family 25 member 40-like. NCBI's taxonomy places the organism in Eukaryota, Metazoa, Arthropoda, Malacostraca, Decapoda, Portunidae. The coding region runs from base 711 to 1739 and encodes 342 amino acids. The record is from RefSeq and is a predicted model, not a curated record. Gene Ontology annotation, biological process: mitochondrial transmembrane transport. The transcript has 7 exons.